AACAAUUCACUCAGCUGCCAAUUCAGAUGCAACAAAAACAACAUCAGUACAUCCAUUAUGUACAAACAGGGCCAAAAAUUGCAUUGGCGCCGCCUGCAACGGCAGCAGUAGCAACAACAACUGGAACAUCAACAGCAACUUGGCCGCCAGCAGCUAGUAUUGUGGCGCCAAUCGGAAGUCUGGGCAGCAGUUUUCAGCCUACCUCACCUCAAGCGGAUCAUGCGACGGAUGAGUGGUGCGAACGCUGCUGCAAGGAGAAGGGAGAGGCGGGCAUGCCGUGUUCCUGCUGCUAUGCGAAGCCGCUGCUCAGUGCAAAGCUGCUCAAGGCGACAGCUGGUUAGUGGCUUUUAAUUAAAAAUGGCUCGGUCUGAUUAAUAAAGAUGCGCAAUG
This is a messenger RNA of Drosophila grimshawi, 390 nucleotides long. RefSeq lists its product as uncharacterized. The coding region runs from base 27 to 341 and encodes 104 amino acids. The transcript is spliced from 2 exons. The record is from RefSeq and is a predicted model, not a curated record. NCBI's taxonomy places the organism in Eukaryota, Metazoa, Arthropoda, Insecta, Diptera, Drosophilidae.